Messenger RNA from Tachyglossus aculeatus (Australian echidna), 1753 nucleotides. RefSeq names its product pyruvate dehydrogenase kinase 3 (gene PDK3). Gene Ontology annotation, molecular function: pyruvate dehydrogenase (acetyl-transferring) kinase activity. Lineage: Eukaryota; Metazoa; Chordata; Mammalia; Monotremata; Tachyglossidae. The transcript has 12 exons. The record is from RefSeq and is a predicted model, not a curated record. The coding region runs from base 53 to 1300 and encodes 415 amino acids. Gene Ontology annotation, cellular component: mitochondrion. Gene Ontology annotation, biological process: protein phosphorylation; regulation of glucose metabolic process.
GGGAUCGCUCGCCCGCCCCCUCCCGGCCGUCCCCCGCCGUCCCGGCCCGAGGAUGCGCCUGUCCCGCUGGCUGCUGAGGCAGCCGGUGCCCGUGCAGAUCGAGCGCUACUCCCGCUUCUCGCCCUCGCCGCUGUCCAUCAAGCAGUUCCUGGACUUCGGGCGAGAUAAUGCUUGUGAAAAGACAUCGUACAUGUUCCUCCGGAAAGAGCUUCCGGUGCGAUUAGCCAACACGAUGAGGGAAGUCAACCUCCUGCCCGACAACUUGCUCAGCCGGCCCUCCGUCGGGCUGGUGCAGAGCUGGUAUAUGCAGAGCUUCCUGGAACUUUUAGACUAUGAAAAUAAGAGCCCAGAAGACCCUCACGUCUUGGAUGACUUUCUUCAAGUCCUGAUUAAAGUCCGAAACCGGCACAAUGACGUGGUCCCCACGAUGGCCCAGGGCGUGAUCGAGUACAAAGAGAAGUACGGGUUCGAUCCUUUCAUCAGCAGCAACAUCCAGUAUUUCCUGGAUCGCUUCUACACCAAUCGCAUCUCUUUCCGCAUGCUCAUCAACCAGCACACCCUUCUGUUCGGCGGUGACCCCAACCCAGCUCACCCCAAACACAUCGGCAGCAUCGACCCCACCUGUAACGUGGCCGACGUCGUCAAAGACGCAUAUGAAACCGCCAAGAUGCUGUGUGAGCAGUACUAUCUGGUAGCCCCAGAGUUGGAAGUUGAAGAAUUUAAUGCCAAAGCUCCGGAAAAGCCCAUUCAAGUGGUUUAUGUACCUUCUCACCUGUUUCACAUGCUCUUUGAGUUGUUCAAGAACUCCAUGAGAGCAACUGUCGAACUGCACGAAGGGAAAAAAGAAGGCUACCCGGCAGUUAAAACUCUAGUCACUUUGGGAAAAGAAGAUUUGUCGAUUAAGAUAAGCGACCAAGGAGGCGGCGUGCCCCUGCGGAAGAUCGACCGCCUGUUCAACUAUAUGUAUUCGACGGCUCCCAGGCCGAGCCUGGAACCUUCGCGAGCCGCCCCUCUGGCCGGGUUUGGCUAUGGCUUGCCAAUUUCCCGUUUGUAUGCCAGGUAUUUUCAGGGGGACCUCAAACUCUAUUCCAUGGAAGGCGUGGGAACGGAUGCUGUAAUUUAUUUGAAGGCCCUUUCAAGUGAAUCAUUUGAGAGGCUGCCGGUGUUUAAUAAGUCGGCCUGGCGGCACUACAAGACGAUGCCCGAAGCCGACGACUGGAGCAACCCCAGCAGCGAACCGAGGGAUGCUUCCAAAUACAAGGCCAACCCCGAUAAGGUGAAAACCAACCAGACGCUGUAAGGAGCCUUGGGCCGGGAAGAAACGUCGCGUCUCCCGCAGCGGCUCGUCCGGCGAGCGCGGCCGAUCCCGGGGCGGGGAGGGGGCCGCUCCCCGGGCCGGCACGGCCCGGGCACGUCCGUCAACUCUGGAACGAUGGCUGUGGCCCGGCGCCGCCGCCAACGGCCCCGGAGCUUCCGGCCGGGGGCCGGAGGGCAGCUUGACCGUCAGGUGGGCCACGCUCCCUUUCCCACGGCUUGCGCCCCGUCCACCCGCCGCCCCCCGCCUCCACCUAGCUCAGCCGGGCACCACUCUGCCGUCCAUCACCGGCCGAGUCUCGGGGCCGCGCCCCCGUCGUCCGUCCCUCGGCCCCCGCUUCCUCUUGGGGUACCCUCCCGCUCUCCAUCCCUGUCCCGCCAUCGAUUCCCGUUGCCCGUGUACCUCGCCGCGCUCUCCGAUUAAAGCGUUCUCAAAGCC